AUGAUCUUGCCAGUGCAGCUCCCAUCGAUUGGCGGCGACGCGGCCCAGUUCAGGUUCGAGACGCUCAUCGACUCACCCGCGGCCAUCAAGCUCAGAGCCAUGACUAGUCUCCGUAGUGACCUCAAUUCACAUCUUGUUAACAAGCACCCGCCCAGCGAUGUUCAGAAUGCUUGUGUAGACUAUAUCAACGGUCUUCUGGCGCUGGCUGAGGUGUCCAAGACCAUCCCCUUCAAAAGGAAGUACACUAUACGAUGGAGGUCAGGGCUGACACCUGAAGUGGUGGUAGAGCCCAGUGAAGCGAAGACAUCGACUCAAGCUAUCGGUAUCGAUAUCACUAUGACCUUAUUCGUCUACGCAUGCUCCCUGCUCGACCAAGCAGCCCGUCAGUUCGUUGUGGACUCGAGCAGUGGAGAGAUCCUCACCACUGGUCUUGAUGAAGUUCCCUUGACCCUGGCCCUGCAGAUAGCUAAGAUAUGCAGCAAGGCCUCGACAACCUUCCAGACAUGUCGGGACACCCUCACCACGAUGGCAGCUGCCAUCCCUGAGUUGGACCCUCGAGUGCUUGGAGGUCUCUGCAGCUACAGCCAUCUAUGCGGGCAAAUCUGCGCCUUCGAGUUGGCCGCGAGCCGUUCAGGGUCGAAGAACCUUCUAGCGAAGCUGGCCAUGCAAGUUGAUGCUGAUGCCAGACCAGUGCAACAAACGCUCAGAGGUUCUGAUGGACUAGCCUAUCUGGUCAAUCACGUUUCGGUCGUCGGUCCCUUGUAUCGAGCUCGAGCCAACACUCUGAUGGCCUCGUCUGAGUUCGAGGUCGAGCACUUUGGUAUCGCCAAUGCUUGGGCUGAUCGUGCCAUGGCUGCAGUGAAGGAAACAGAGGCUGCCUUGCAAGAGGUGACAGCGCCGCAUAUGCGGCUUAUUGUUGGUAACAUUAUGAGUAAAGUGAAGAUAGAAUGCGAGAAGAUCAUCAAGGAGAACAGGAUGGUCUAUUACGAGCCUCCACCGAAGGAAAUGCCAUCGGUCGUGCCUGUGAGCGCGAUCAAGCGUACUCCACCUGGCGUGCCAGUGCGCGAGCUGCUGCAGUUGUAUAAGGCCCCAGUGCCCUUCGCUCCUGAUGAGUUUGUGCUUAAUGUUUCGGACAAGUCGAUCCAACAGCUGAACACCUCUGAGACGUCAGGGUCAGCACGGCAGACCAUGUUCCCUAAUGGGGUGUGUACUGCCAACGAAAACUCAUAUAAUGGCUAUAUGCAAGGCAUGCAGACCACGCCUACCCAUUGA
Messenger RNA from Perkinsus marinus ATCC 50983, 1272 nucleotides. RefSeq lists its product as hypothetical. The record is from RefSeq and is a predicted model, not a curated record. The transcript has 7 exons. NCBI's taxonomy places the organism in Eukaryota, Perkinsozoa, Perkinsida, Perkinsidae. The coding region runs from base 1 to 1272 and encodes 423 amino acids.